This is a messenger RNA of Erigeron canadensis, 2230 nucleotides long. Its product is annotated as scarecrow-like protein 28. Gene Ontology annotation, biological process: regulation of DNA-templated transcription. The record is from RefSeq and is a predicted model, not a curated record. The transcript has a single exon. Lineage: Eukaryota; Viridiplantae; Streptophyta; Magnoliopsida; Asterales; Asteraceae. Bases 33 to 1949 code for a protein of 638 amino acids. Gene Ontology annotation, molecular function: DNA-binding transcription factor activity; sequence-specific DNA binding. Gene Ontology annotation, cellular component: nucleus.
AAAAGUUAACAAAUUUGGUAAGGGUUUAAAGAAUGUUGGCUGGGUGUUCAUCUACAUUGUUGUCACCAAGGCAUACUAAACCAACUGCACAGUUUCAAGCUUGUCAUUUCCCUUCAAUGAGCACACAGAGAUUGGAUUUGCCAUGUAAUACUACUAACUUCCCAAGAAAAGAGUCAGCCCGUUCGCAGCCUGUUAGGCCCGUUAGCAGUCUAUCAGUCGACAACAACAACGCGUUAGAAGCCCGAACCAGUAGCUGUUCACUUAAGCACAAUGUGGUGGAGAAAAGAAGUGAGAUUUGGGAGAAGAGUAGCAAAGGAUUGAAAAGACUUUAUGAAGAAGAACAAGGUGAGUCUUUUCGAGCUAAGAGGAAAAGGGGUUGCAAUAAAGUCGAAGAAUUUGGGGAAAACGAAGAGGAUUUGAGAUUAGGCCAAUUGGGUAGUGGGAAUUUUUGGUGUCCUGUUACUUCACUUCCAUUUUCAUUAGCUCCAAGCAAUGUAAUUUCGCCUAAUUUAAGAACCAGCCCAUGGAGUUUUGUGAAUGAAUUAGCAGAUUUAGGCGAAAAGGGUGUUGCUUCAAGUAGUCAUAGGGAACAGGUUGUUAAGGAAACUUCAUCAGGUUCGGGUUCAAGAAGCAGUUCACCCGAAAGUCAGCAAAGUUUGGAUCCACAAACGGGCGGGUUAAAUGGUGUAGGUGCACCAAACCCGAAUCAAAGUUUGGAUCUUUUGGCAGUUGGGAACGAAAGGCAUGAUGAAGAAGUUGGAUUUGAGCUCAUAAGCUUACUUUUAGCUUGUUUGGAAGCCAUUAGCACUAAGAACAUACCUGCCAUUAACCAUUUCGUCUCCAAGUUAGGCGAAUUAGCAUCACCCAGAGGCGAUUCAUCAAUCACUCGUCUUGCUUCAUACUACACAGAAGCAUUGGCUCUAAGAAUUUCAAGAAUUUGGCCCAAUAUUUUCCAGAUUUCAACCCCUCAAGAGCUUAACCAGAUCGAAGAAGAAAAUGGCGUAGCUUUACGCCUUUUGAACCAGUCAACCCCAAUUCCCAAAUUCAUUCAUUUCACAUCGAACGAGAUUCUUCUAAGAUCAUUUGAAGGGAAAGAUAAAGUUCACGUUAUAGAUUUCGACAUCAAACAAGGUCUUCAGUGGCCAAGCUUUUUCCAAAGUUUAGCUGCAAGAAACAACCCUCCAAGCCAUGUUCGUAUUACAGGUGUUGGAGAAUCAAAACAGGAUCUUAUCGAGACAGGAACUCGACUUUCAGGAUUUGCAGAGGCUUUAAACCUUGAAUUUGAAUUUCAUCCAGUUGUUGAUAGAUUAGAAGAUGUGAGACUGUGGAUGCUUCAUGUUAAAGAAGGAGAAACUGUUGGUGUAAACUGUAUCUUGCAGCUUCAUAAAAUGCUGUAUGAUGGCAGUGGAGGGGCACUUAAGGAUUUUUUCGGGCUUAUUAGAAGCACGAACCCGAGCAUUAUGGUGGUGGCAGAGCAAGAAUCAGAGCAUAACGACGCCGUGUUGGAGAAGAGGGUUUCUAACUCAUUGAAGUACUAUUCUGCUAUCUUUGAUUCCAUUGAUACUGUUUUUCCAUUACAAAACAGUUCCCGUAUCAAGAUAGAAGAAUCAUUCGGACGUGAGAUUAGAAACAUAAUUGCAUGUGAAGGACUAGAAAGAUUCGAGAGGCACGUUGGGUUCAAUCAGUGGUGGAAGACAAUGAGGGAGCUAGGCGGAUUCAGAAAUGUCGAGAUCAAUGAGAGGGAGUUUCUUCAGAGCCAAAUGAUACUCAAAAUGUACCAACAUCCAUUUGGUCCAAAUUCAUUUAAAGUAGAGAAGAGGCAGUCAGAUGGUGGGGCCACAGCCGGUAUCAGUCUAACCUGGGCCGAUCAGCCUCUUUACACCGUAUCAGCAUGGACUUCAGGUGAUCUCGCAGGAACUUCUUCAACAUACCAGCAGCAGCAGCAGUAGCAACCAUGAUGUGAAAACAACACUUAUUAGCUCAGAUCAUUGGUAUAAAGUUAACAAAUUCUUUGUAGGGGUAAAAAUUGUUAUCUAGAUCAUUCUUUCAUUCAUUUGUUGCAGAUAGAAAUUUGUUUAGAAAGGUCAUAUUUUUUUUAUCUAGAAUUUGGAGGGUAGAAUCAUUCAUUUGUAUUAGUGAGUUCAUGGAGUCAUUUUUUUUACUACUAUAAAUUCAUAUGUGAUUCUUUGGUUAUUGAAAGUGAUCAAUGCAACAUUUCCUUGUAUCUUCA